Messenger RNA from Parastagonospora nodorum SN15, 2973 nucleotides. RefSeq lists its product as hypothetical. Lineage: Eukaryota; Fungi; Ascomycota; Dothideomycetes; Pleosporales; Phaeosphaeriaceae. Bases 1 to 2973 code for a protein of 990 amino acids. Gene Ontology annotation, biological process: protein targeting to vacuole; Golgi to vacuole transport. The transcript is spliced from 3 exons. The record is from RefSeq and is a predicted model, not a curated record. Gene Ontology annotation, cellular component: endosome membrane; AP-3 adaptor complex; membrane coat.
AUGGACCUGAAGGCUACAGCCCUUAUGAAGCUCACGUAUCUCGAGAUGUUUGGCCACGACAUGUCCUGGGCAAGCUUCAAUGUCCUCGAGGUCAUGUCAAGCUCCAAGUUCAAACAGAAACGCACUGGAUAUCUUGCAGCAGUACAGAGCUUUCGCAGAGAUACGGAGGUCUUGGUGCUCGCUGAGAACCAGCUCAAGAAGGACAUCAUGAGCCCUACUCCACCGUAUAUCGCUCUGCCGUUGGGAGCAAUACCGCACGUCGUCAAUCCUAGCAUGGCGAACUCUGUGCUUUCGGACCUCAUACCGCGCCUAACACAUUCGCAUGCCAUGAUCAGGAAGAAGACCGUUGUCACUCUGUACCGACUUGCGCUUGUAUACCCAGAAACCUUGCGACCUGCAUGGCCGAAGAUCAAGGAACGGCUGCAGGAUGACCAGGAAGAUCCGAGCGUGACAGCUGCCAUCGUCAAUGUCGUGUGUGAGUUGGGUUGGCGGAGACCACAAGAUUUCCUACCGCUUGCGCCUCGGUUGUUCGACCUCUUGGUUGAGGGCAACAAUAACUGGAUGGCUAUCAAGCUGAUUAAGCUUUUCGCGACACUGACUCCGCUUGAACCUCGAUUGAUCAAGAAGCUCCUGCCACCGCUCACGAAGAUCAUUCGUGAGACCUCCGCGAUGUCAUUGCUGUACGAGUGUAUCAACGGCAUAAUACAAGGCGGCAUCUUGGAAGCUGUCGAAGGCACUACAGAGGGCGAAGAAGUUGCAAAGCUAUGUGUCGGCAAGCUUCGAGGCAUGAUGGUCAUUGAAGGCGACUCAAACUUAAAAUACGUGGCGUUGUUGGCUUUCGAGAAGAUUGUCCGUUCACAUCCAUACCUUGUGUCUCAGCAACAAGAUGUCAUCCUCGAAUGUAUCGACGACCCCGAUAUUUCGAUACGAAUGCGCGCCCUAGAUCUCGUCGUCGGCAUGGUCAACACCGACAACCUCACAGCUAUCGUCGGACGUCUAAUGCGACAAUUACGAAACGCACCAAUUGCGUCUCCAGCGAAUGACUCAAACAAUGACCGAGUCAGGAUGACGGAGAUUGUGCCAUACGCCGACGACGAUUCCGACGCAGAGGACAACCUACGGCAGCAUGAGCAACAGUCUGACCAACCACCGCCUUUACCUGAUGACUACCGGAUCAGUGUGAUCAAAAGGAUACUGGAGAUGUGCUCUCGUGACACUUAUAGUAAUAUUUCCGACUUUGACUGGUACAUUGAUGUGCUAGUACAGCUCGUCAGGGUCUCGCCGUCAACGAAUCACGCCUCAGCAACAGAAGAGAAAGAGGACACAGAAAGAUCAGAUGAGAUAGGAGGUGGCAUUGGACGUGAGCUUCAGAAUGUCGCCAUACGGGUCAAGAGCGUUCGAUCGGAAGCAGUCGAUGCGGCGCAAUCCCUGGUACUUGUUGAUCGAAGAGAGCAAAUGUUCCCAUCAUCAGGCAACGGCGGACAAGGCGUGCUUGAGUACGCAGCUUGGUUGGUCGGAGAGUUCUCCAACUACCUUACUCGACCCGAACCUGUCAUGACGUCCCUUCUCCACUCCAACUCCUUGCAGCUCCCUGCGAAGACCCUAGCCGUGUAUCUACAGGCAAUACCCAAGGUCUUCUCCAGCAUGGCGGGCAAUGACCAAAUAUCAUGGACACCAGAGCGCAAAACCCUCAUGUCGCUACUGAUGGCUCGUAUAAUACACUUCCUGGAGCCACUCUCAACGCAUCCCAGUCUCGAGGUGCAAGAACGAGCGGUCGAGUACCUAGAGCUUAUGCGUUUGGCUGCCGAAGCCGCUUCGGGUACUGCGACUGGUACCGACAAUGGCGACUUCACUGAUCCACCGUUAUUACUGACACAGGCCAUACCGGCCUUGUUCUCUGGUGCUGAACUGAAUCCGGUCGCGCCUGGUGCGCAACGCAAGGUUCCCAUACCGGACGAUCUUGACCUAGACACGCCCAUAAAUCCGAACUUGCAAUUCCUCCUGUCACAGGCCGAGAAUGAAGGCUUCGAGACAGAAGAAGACGAUGUGUAUGCAGCGUACAGCGAACCCGUAGCCGCAUACGCCGAUACACCUACAAUCAUCGCUCCGGCAGCAGAGCGCCUCGAUGCCCCCCACAGGGAACCCACCAGCUAUCAGAAUGCGGUGGAGGAAGAAUACCUGGAUCCUGACAUCAUCGCCCGACGAAAGGCUGAGAGGAGAGAACGGCACAAGGAUGACCCCUUCUACAUCGACCCUGACGGUGGCAGUGGCACAGUAACCCCACUGAGCAGGAUAGUGCGUGACGGAAACCAAGAAAAUAAUGACCUUGACAUCGACUCUAUACCUAUCAUGGACCUCAAUCUCGAGAGGGCGUCAUCGAGUGACCAAGUCCCACGGUCACGAAGUCCCCGCAAACCUGUACGGAAAGUUGAGAUCAUGGGAGACGAGACGCUUGGCCCAGCCGCCGAUAAUUCUUCCAGAGAAGACAUCGUGCAACCACGCCCAGGCAAAGCAAAGAAGUCGCUGUUAGAUGUGGACAGCUCGGGUCUUGCUUCUUUGAGCCUCGUCGACGAUGACGGCAGCUCAAAUCGCAAACUCACCCAGUUGGAAAUCGAGAGGCGGGAGCAGGAAGAAGCCGAGAUGAAGAAGGCGUUACAAGAAGUGGAGCGCUUGCGACUAGAGAUGCAGAGGGCGAGCGAGCGGUUACACGUCAAGGAAGAGGUAGCCAUCAAGAAGAAGAAAAAGAAGGUCCGGAAGGUGGAUGUCGAGGGAGAUGACCCUGCUGCUACUCCACCCGCCGAACCAGAAGGUGAAGAAGCGGACGCGGCACCAGUCAAGAAGAAGAAAAAGAAGAAGGUCAAGCCCGAGGGCGAAACCGAGCAAGGCGACGGAGGCGAGGACGCCGCGAUCAAGAAGAAGAAAAAGAAGAAGCGCACCGUCGUUCUUGACGACGGCGACGCGCCUGCCGAGUAA